Closterium sp. Naga37s-1 is the source of this 14262-nucleotide messenger RNA. The record is from the annotation of a GenBank genome assembly. Lineage: Eukaryota; Viridiplantae; Streptophyta; Zygnematophyceae; Desmidiales; Closteriaceae.
AUGCCCAAAUCACUGUCAGCCGGACCAUGCGUUGACUCGGAGCCCGGUUUCUCCGCCCGCCGCCUUUCGCGACCGUCUGUUCUGGCAAUUCCGCUCACUUCCGCGUUUCGCGUCGCAUCACCCGCUGCCCUGUUCUCGUCUCCGCAAUCCGCGCGCGACCCGUUUUCGCUGCUGCCAGACGAGCUCAUCGUCGAUAUCUUCGCCCGCGUCGGCUGCGGCGCGGCUGACGUAAGUAUCAUCUCGCUGACGUGCAGAAGAUUUCGUGCUCUCACGCGCUACGUCCCAGCGCUCCGUUUCGCCCCAUCUGACGUUGCAAGCGGCGACCGCGCGGCGGCGACAGCCUCUCCCGCGCGACUCGAGGAGCUCGUUUCGCGCAUAGUCCUGAAAACGCGGUCGCUGCAGCACCUCCACGUGUCGUCAGCGCUAGCCGCUGACGGUGCUGGCGCCUGCUCUUGCGCCGAGAAUGACGGCAGCGGCGCGGCGGAGCUGCAUCAUCACGCCGCGUGCGCCAGUGCCGGCGCGAGUGGCAGCGACUCGAACGGCUGCUGCAAUUUCUGCGGGUGCCACGUGGCGGCUCCGCAGCAACACCCGCGCGAAUUCAUCUUCGAAGCGUGGAUGCGCCACGUCGGGCCGCAACUACAAUCGCUCGUCUUCUCGCGCUCCUUGCAACCUCCUCCGCGCAGCGGCAGUUGCGCUGGGUCGUGCGGGAGCACGUGCGGCGCGGCCGGCGGGAUGACGGUGAACGUGUGGGAAAACGAAGAUCUCAGCGUGCAUUUGCGCCACGUGGCACGCCACUGUUCGUCGCUGAAAUCCCUCUCCCUGGGCUCCCUGUCGCUCUCCUCGUCCCUGCUGACGUGUCAUCUCCCGCCAAUGCGACACCUGGAACACCUCUCGCUCUCCUGGAUUCACGCGUCCAAUGAGAGCCUUCAAGCCGUCCUCGACGCUUCGCCGAACCUUCGCCGGCUCUCCAUUUUUAUGGCCACGGGCUGCCCACGGAUAAAUCUUCGCCUGCCCGCUACAGUGGAGCACGUCGAGCUCGCGUAUCUGCGCGCCGAGUCCUGCUCGUUCCGCAACGCCCGCGCGCUCCGCUCGCUAUCCGUUCGAGACAUGUUCGUGCGCUCGGUGUCCGUGCGCGACGCUCCGCUUCUGCGCCACGUGGCGGUCGCCAGCGCGAGCGUGCUCGACGUGGCGGCUCCUGAUUCGCCGCUCCUUGCCUCGCUGGACCUUAAAGCCGCGGCGUUCGGCUGGACGGCGAUAAAAGCCCUGGUUCAAACCGCGGGCGCGUCUUUAAUCUCCUUCUCGCUAGACUUCUUCUCCGCGGGACCUGGCGCGAUUUCCGCUGGGGUGUUCUCCCUGACCUGGCUCGCAGCCUCGUGUCCGAACCUGAAGGCGCUCAGCUUCGGCGCGCUGCCGUGGCAGCUCGUCGUCUCGUGGGCGGCCGCGGCGGGCGCGUUCCGCGCGGACGGCGGGCGCGCGGACGACGCGUACGCGGAACGCGGGUACGAGAUGCGCGCGGAUCAUCCGUGGCCGCAACUGGCGGAGAUUAAGGUGCGCGUGCAGGAGGAGCGACCCGAGGCGCUGCUGCUGCUGCACACCAUGCUGUGCCGCAUGCCUUCCCUUAGAUCGCUCCAAGUAAGCUUAGUUCCCGGGGAUGACGAGGAGGAAGAAGAGGUAGAGGAGGAGGGAGAGGAGGGGUAUGAGGGAGAGGAGGUUGAAGGGGAGAUGGAGGAAGGGAUGGGGGAGGAGGGGGUGAUGGAGGAGGGGAUGGAGGAGGAGUGGGAGGAGGAAGAGAAGGAUGUCAAUAUGACUGGAGAAGACGAGGGCUCUCCCCAGCAGGCGCGCGAAAUGGAGGGCCAGGAGGCGGGAGGGCGAGGAGCGGGAGGAGUGGUCUCUAAUGGUAACGCUCUCUCUAAUGGUAACGCCCUCUCUAAUGGUAACGCACUCUCUAAUGGUAACGCCCUCUUUAAUGGUAACGGCCUCUCUAAUAGUAACGCCCUCUCUAAUGGUAACGCCCUCUCUAAUGGUAACGCCUUCUCUAAUGGUAACGCCCUCUCUAAUGGUAACGCCCUCUCUAAUGGUAACGGCAUUUUUAAUGGUAACGCCCUCUCUAAUGGUAACGGCACUUUUAAUGGUAACGCCCUCUCUAAUGGUAACGGCCUCUCUAAUGGUAACGGCCUCUCUAAUGAUAACGGCCUCUCUAAUGGUAAUGCCCUCUCUAAUGGUAACGCCCUCUCUAAUGGUAACGCCCUCUCUAAUGGUAAUGCCAUCUCUAAUGGUAACGGCUUCUCUAAUGGUAACGCCCUCUCUAAUUGUAACGCUCUCUCUAAUGGUGACGCCCUCUCUAAUGGUAACGCCCUCUCUAAUGGUAACGCACUCUCUAAUGGUAACGCCCUCUUUAAUGGUAACGGCCUCUCUAAUAGUAACGCCCUCUCUAAUGGUAACGCCCUCUCUAAUGGUAACGCCCUCUCUAAUGGUAACGCCCUCUCUAAUGGUAACGCCCUCUCUAAUGGUAACGGCAUUUUUAAUGGUAACGCCCUCUCUAAUGGUAACGGCAUUUUUAAUGGUAACGCCCUCUCUAAUGGUAACGGCCUCUCUAAUGGUAACGGCCACUCUAAUGAUAACGGCCUCUCUAAUGGUAAUGCCCUCUCUAAUGGUAACGCCCUCUCUAAUGGUAACGCCCUCUCUAAUGGUAAUGCCAUCUCUAAUGGUAACGGCCUCUCUAAUGGUAACGGUCUCUCUAAUGGUAACGGCCUCUCUAAUGGUAACGCCCUCUCUAAUUGUAACGCCCUCUCUAAUGGUAACGCCAUCUCUAAUGGUAACGCAAUUUCUAAUGGUAACGCCCGCUCUAAUGGUAACGCCCUCUCUAAUGGUAACGCCCUCUCUAAUGGUAACGCCCUCUCUAAUGGUAACGCCCUCUCUAAUGGUAACGCCUUCUUUAAUGGUAACGCCCUCUCUUAUGGUGACGCCCUCUCUAAUGGUAACGCCCUCUCUAAUGGUGACGCCCUCUCUAAUGGUAACGCCCUCUCUAAUGGUAACGCUCUCUCUAAUGGUAACGCCCUCUCUAAUGGUAACGCACUCUCUAAUGGUAACGCCCUCUUUAAUGGUAACGGCCUCUCUAAUAGUAACGCCCUCUCUAAUGGUAACGCCCUCUCUAAUGGUAACGCCCUCUCUAAUGGUAACGCCCUCUCUAAUGGUAACGCGCUCUUUAAUGGUAACGACCUCUCUAAUAGUAACGCCCUCUCUAAUGGUAACGCCCUCUCUAAUGGUAACGCUCUCUCUAAUGGUAACGUCCUCUCUAAUGGUAACGCCCUCUCUAAUGGUAACGCCCUCUCUAAUGGUAACGCCAUCUCUAAUGGUAACGGCCUCUCUAAUAAUGACGGCCUCUCUAAUGGUAACGGUCUCUCUAAUGGUAACGACCUCUCUCAUGGUAACGGCCUCUCUAAUGGUAACGGCAUCUCUAAUGGUAACGGCCUCUCGAAUGGUAACGUCCUCUCUAAUGGUAACCGCCUCUCUAAGGGCGUAUUCCUAACUUCUGGUAACGCCCUCUCUAAUGGUAACGCCCUCUCUAAUGGUAACGCCCUCUCUAAUGGUAACGGCCUCUCUAAUGGUAACGCUCUCUCUAAUGGUAACGCCCUCUCUAAUGGUAACGCCCUCUCCAAUGGUAACGCCCUUUCUCAUGGUAACGCCCUCUCUAAUAGUAACGCCCUCUCUAAUGGUAACGCCCUCUCUCAUGGUAGCGCCCUCUCUAAUGGUAGCGCCCUCUUUAAUGGUAACGCCCUCUUUAAUGGUAACGCCCUCUCUAAUGGUAACGCCCUCUCUAAUGGUAACGCCCUCUCUCAUGGUAACGCCCUCUCUAAUGGUAACGCCCUCACUAAUGGUAACGCCCUCUCUAAUGGUAACGCCCUCUCUAAUGGUAACGCAAUUUCUAAUGGUAACGCCCUCUCUAAUGGUUACGCCCUCUCUAAUGGUAACGCCCUCUCUAAUGAUAACGCCCUCUCUAAUGGUAACGCCCUCUCUAAUGGUAACACCCUCUCUAAUGAUAACGCCCUCUUUAAUGGUAACGCCCUCUCUAAUGGUAACGCCCUCUCUAAUGGUAACGCCCUCUUUAAUGGUAACGCCCUCUCUAAUGGUAACGCCCUCUCUAAUGGUAACGCCCUCUCUAAUGGUAACGCCCUCUCUAAUGGUGACGCCCUCUCUAAUGGUAACACCCUCUCUAAUGGUAGCGCCCUCUCUAAUGGUAGCGCCCUCUCUAAUGGUAACGCCCUCUCUAAUGGUAACGCAAUUUCUAAUGGUAACGCCCCCUCUAAUGGUAUCGCCCUCUCUAAUGGUAACGCCCUCUCUAAUGGUAACGCCCUCUUUAAUGGUAACGCUUUCUCUUAUGGUAACGCCCUCUCUAAUGGUAACGCCCUCUCUAAUGGUAACGCCCUCUCUAAUGGUAACGCAAUCUCUAAUGGUAACGCCCUCUCUAAUGGUAACGCCCCCUCUAAUGGUAACGCCCUCUCUAGUGGUAACGCCCUCUUUAAUGGUAACGCCCUUUCUAAUGGUAACGCCCUCUCUAAUGGUAACGCCCUCUUUAAUGGUAACGCCCUCUCUAAUGGUAACGCCUCUCUAAUGGUGACGCCCUCUCUUAUGGUGACGCCCUCUCUAAUGGUAACGCCCUCUCUAAUGGUGACGCCCUCUCUAAUGUGCCCUCUCUCUAAUGGUAGCGCCCUCUCUAAUAGUAGCGCCCUCUCUAAUGGUAGCGCCAUCUCUAAUGGUAACGCCCUCUCUAAUGGUAACGCCCUCUCUAAUGGUAACGCCCUCUCUAAUGGUAACGCCCUCCCUAAUGGUAACGCCCUCUCUAAUGGUAACGCCCUCUCUAAUGGUAACGCCCUCUCUAAUGGUAACGCCCUCUCUAAUGGUAACGCCCUCCCUAAUGGUAACGCCCUCUCUAAUGGUAACGGCCUUUCUAAUGGUAACGCCAUCUCUAAUGGUAACGCUUUCUCUAAUGGUGACGCCCUCUUUAAUGGUAACGCCCGCUCUAAUGGUAACGCCCUCUCUAAUGGUAACGCCCUCUUUAAUGGUAACGCCCUCUCUAAUGGUAACGCCCUCUCUAAUGGUAACGCCCUCUUUAAUGGUAACGCCCUCUCUAAUGGUAACGCCCUUUUUAAUGGUAACGCCCUCUCUAAUGGUAACGCCUCUCUAAUGGUGACGCCAUCUCUUAUGGUGACGCCCUCUCUAAUGGUAAUGCCCUCUCUAAUGGUGACGCCCUCUCUAAUGCGCCCUCUCUCUAAUGGUAGCGCCCUCUCUAGUAGUAGCGCCCUCUCUAAUGGUAGCGCCAUCUCUAAUGGUAACGCCCUCUCUAAUGGUAACGCCCUCUCUAAUGGUAACGCCCUCUCUAAUGGUAACGCCCUCUCUAAUGGUAACGCCCUCUCUAAUGGUAACGGCAUUUUUAAUGGUAACGCCCUCUCUAAUGGUAACGGCCUCUCUAAUGGUAACGGCCUCUCUAAUGAUGACUGCCUCUCUAAUGGUAAUGCCCUCUCUAAUGGUAACGCCCUCUCUAAUGGUAACGCCCUCUCUAAUGGUAAUGCCAUCUCUAAUGGUAACGGCCUCUUUAAUGGUAACGGUCUCUCUAAUGGUAACGGCCUCUCUAAUGGUAACGCCCUCUCUAAUUGUAACGCCCUCUCUAAUGGUAACGCCCUCUCUAAUGGUAACGCAAUUUCUAAUGGUAACGCCCGCUCUAAUGGUAACGCCCUCUCUAAUGGUAACGCCCUCUCUAAUGGUAACGCCCUCUUUAAUGGUAACGCCCUCUCUAAUGGUAACGCCCUUUUUAAUGGUAACGCCCUCUCUAAUGGUAACGCCCUCUCUAAUGGUAACGCCUCUCUAAUGGUGACGCCCUCUCUUAUGGUGACGCCCUCUCUAAUGUGCCCUCUCUCUAAUGGUAGCGCCCUCUCUAAUAGUAGCGCCCUCUCUAAUGGUAGCGCCAUCUCUAAUGGUAACGCCCUCUCUAAUGGUAACGCCCUCUCUAAUGGUAACGCCCUCUCUAAUGGUAACGCCCUCCCUAAUGGUAACGCCCUCUCUAAUGGUAACGCCCUCUCUAAUGGUAACGCCCUCUCUAAUGGUAACGCCCUCUCUAAUGGUAACGCCCUCCCUAAUGGUAACGCCCUCUCUAAUGGUAACGGCCUUUCUAAUAGUAACGCCAUCUCUAAUGGUAACGCUUUCUCUAAUGGUGACGCCCUCUUUAAUGGUAACGCCAUCUCUAAAAGAAACGCCCUCUCUAAUAGUAACGCCCUUUCUCAUGGUAACGCCCUCUCUAAUGGUGACGCCUCUCUAAUGCGCCCUCUCUCUAAUGGUAGCGCCCUCUCUAAUAGUAGCGCCCUCUCUAAUGGUAGCGCCAUCUCUAAUGGUAACGCCCUCUCUAAUGGUAACGCCCUCUCUAAUGGUAACGCCCUCUCUAAUGGUAACGCCCUCUCUAAUGGUAACGCCCUCUCUAAUGGUAACGGCAUUUUUAAUGGUAACGCCCUCUCUAAUGGUAACGGCCUCUCUAAUGGUAACGGCCUCUCUAAUGAUAACUGCCUCUCUAAUGGUAAUGCCCUCUCUAAUGGUAACGCCCUCUCUAAUGGUAACGCCCUCUCUAAUGGUAAUGCCAUCUCUAAUGGUAACGGCCUCUUUAAUGGUAACGGUUUCUCUAAUGGUAACGGCCUCUCUAAUGGUAACGCCCUCUCUAAUUGUAACGCCCUCUCUAAUGGUAACGCCCUCUCUAAUGGUAACGCAAUUUCUAAUGGUAACGCCCGCUCUAAUGGUAACGCCCUCUCUAAUGGUAACGCCCUCUCUAAUGGUAACGCCCUCUUUAAUGGUAACGCCCUCUCUAAUGGUAACGCCCUUUUUAAUGGUAACGCCCUCUCUAAUGGUAACGCCCUCUCUAAUGGUAACGCCUCUCUAAUGGUGACGCCCUCUCUUAUGGUGACGCCCUCUCUAAUGUGCCCUCUCUCUAAUGGUAGCGCCCUCUCUAAUAGUAGCGCCCUCUCUAAUGGUAGCGCCAUCUCUAAUGGUAACGCCCUCUCUAAUGGUAACGCCCUCUCUAAUGGUAACGCCCUCUCUAAUGGUAACGCCCUCCCUAAUGGUAACGCCCUCUCUAAUGGUAACGCCCUCUCUAAUGGUAACGCCCUCUCUAAUGGUAACGCCCUCUCUAAUGGUAACGCCCUCCCUAAUGGUAACGCCCUCUCUAAUGGUAACGGCCUUUCUAAUGGUAACGCCAUCUCUAAUGGUAACGCUUUCUCUAAUGGUGACGCCCUCUUUAAUGGUAACGCCAUCUCUAAAAGAAACGCCCUCUCUAAUAGUAACGCCCUUUCUCAUGGUAACGCCCUCUCUAAUGGUGACGCCUCUCUAAUGUGCCCUCUCUCUAAUGGUAGCGCCCUCUCUAAUAGUAGCGCCCUCUCUAAUGGUAGCGCCAUCUCUAAUGGUAACGCCCUCUCUAAUGGUAACGCCCUCUCUAAUGGUAACGCCCUCUCUAAUGGUAACGCCCUCCCUAAUGGUAACGCCCUCUCUAAUGGUAACGCCCUCUCUAAUGGUAACGCCCUCUCUAAUGGUAACGCCCUCUCUAAUGGUAACGCCCUCCCUAAUGGUAACGCCCUCUCUAAUGGUAACGGCCUUUCUAAUGGUAACGCCAUCUCUAAUGGUAACGCUUUCUCUAAUGGUGACGCCCUCUUUAAUGGUAACGCCAUCUCUAAAAGAAACGCCCUCUCUAAUAGUAACGCCCUUUCUCAUGGUAACGCCCUCUCUAAUGGUGACGCCUCUCUAAUGCGCCCUCUCUCUAAUGGUAGCGCCCUCUCUAAUAGUAGCGCCCUCUCUAAUGGUAGCGCCAUCUCUAAUGGUAACGCCCUCUCUAAUGGUAACGCCCUCUCUAAUGGUAACGCCCUCUCUAAUGGUAACGCCCUCUCUAAUGGUAACGCCCUCUCUAAUGGUAACGGCAUUUUUAAUGGUAACGCCCUCUCUAAUGGUAACGGCCUCUCUAAUGGUAACGGCCUCUCUAAUGAUAACUGCCUCUCUAAUGGUAAUGCCCUCUCUAAUGGUAACGCCCUCUCUAAUGGUAACGCCCUCUCUAAUGGUAAUGCCAUCUCUAAUGGUAACGGCCUCUUUAAUGGUAACGGUCUCUCUAAUGGUAACGGCCUCUCUAAUGGUAACGCCCUCUCUAAUUGUAACGCCCUCUCUAAUGGUAACGCCCUCUCUAAUGGUAACGCAAUUUCUAAUGGUAACGCCCGCUCUAAUGGUAACGCCCUCUCUAAUGGUAACGCCCUCUCUAAUGGUAACGCCCUCUUUAAUGGUAACGCCCUCUCUAAUGGUAACGCCCUUUUUAAUGGUAACGCCCUCUCUAAUGGUAACGCCCUCUCUAAUGGUAACGCCUCUCUAAUGGUGACGCCCUCUCUUAUGGUGACGCCCUCUCUAAUGUGCCCUCUCUCUAAUGGUAGCGCCCUCUCUAAUAGUAGCGCCCUCUCUAAUGGUAGCGCCAUCUCUAAUGGUAACGCCCUCUCUAAUGGUAACGCCCUCUCUAAUGGUAACGCCCUCUCUAAUGGUAACGCCCUCCCUAAUGGUAACGCCCUCUCUAAUGGUAACGCCCUCUCUAAUGUAACGCCCUCUCUAAUGGUAACGCCCUCUCUAAUGGUAACGCCCUCUCUAAUGGUAAUGCUCUCUCUAAUGGUAACGCCCUCUCUAAUGGUAACUGGUAACGCCCUCUCUAAUGGUAACGCCCUCUCUAAUGGUAACGCCCUCUCUAAUGGUAACGGCCUCUCUAAUGGUAACGCUCUCUCUAAUGGUAACGCCCUCUCUAAUGGUAACGCCCUCUCCAAUGGUUACGCCCUUUCUCAUGGUAACGCCCUCUCUAAUAGUAACGCCCUCUCUAAUGGUAAUGCCUUCUCUCAUGGUAGCGCCCUCUCUAAUGGUAGCGCCCUCUUUAAUGGUAACGCCCUCUUUAAUGGUAACGCCCUCUCUAAUGGUAACGCCCUCUCUAAUGGUAACGCCCUCUCUAAUGGUAACGCCCUCUCUAAUGGUAACGCCCUCUCUAAUGGUAACGCAAUUUCUAAUGGUAACGCCCUCUCUAAUGGUUACGCCCUCUCUAAUGGUAACGCCCUCUCUAAUGGUAACGCCCUCUCUAAUGGUAACGCCCUCUCUAAUGGUAACACCCUCUCUAAUGAUAACGCCCUCUUUAAUGGUAACGCCCUCUCUAAUGGUAACGCCCUCUCUAAUGGUAACGCCCUCUUUAAUGGUAACGCCCUCUCUAAUGGUAACGCCCUCUCUAAUGGUAACGCCCUCUCUAAUGGUAACGCCCUCUCUAAUGGUGACGCCCUCUCUAAUGGUGACGCCCUCUCUAAUGGUAAUGCCAUCUCUAAUGGUAACGGCCUCUUUAAUGGUAACGGUCUCUCUAAUGGUAACGGCCUCUCUAAUGGUAACGCCCUCUCUAAUUGUAACGCCCUCUCUAAUGGUAACGCCCUCUCUAAUGGUAACGCAAUUUCUAAUGGUAACGCCCGCUCUAAUGGUAACGCCCUCUCUAAUGGUAACGCCCUCUCUAAUGGUAACGCCCUCUUUAAUGGUAACGCCCUCUCUAAUGGUAACGCCCUUUUUAAUGGUAACGCCCUCUCUAAUGGUAACGCCCUCUCUAAUGGUAACGCCUCUCUAAUGGUGACGCCCUCUCUUAUGGUGACGCCCUCUCUAAUGUGCCCUCUCUCUAAUGGUAGCGCCCUCUCUAAUAGUAGCGCCCUCUCUAAUGGUAGCGCCAUCUCUAAUGGUAACGCCCUCUCUAAUGGUAACGCCCUCUCUAAUGGUAACGCCCUCUCUAAUGGUAACGCCCUCCCUAAUGGUAACGCCCUCUCUAAUGGUAACGCCCUCUCUAAUGGUAACGCCCUCUCUAAUGGUAACGCCCUCUCUAAUGGUAACGCCCUCCCUAAUGGUAACGCCCUCUCUAAUGGUAACGGCCUUUCUAAUGGUAACGCCAUCUCUAAUGGUAACGCUUUCUCUAAUGGUGACGCCCUCUUUAAUGGUAACGCCAUCUCUAAAAGAAACGCCCUCUCUAAUAGUAACGCCCUUUCUCAUGGUAACGCCCUCUCUAAUGGUGACGCCUCUCUAAUGCGCCCUCUCUCUAAUGGUAGCGCCCUCUCUAAUAGUAGCGCCCUCUCUAAUGGUAGCGCCAUCUCUAAUGGUAACGCCCUCUCUAAUGGUAACGCCCUCUCUAAUGGUAACGCCCUCUCUAAUGGUAACGCCCUCUCUAAUGAUAACGCCCUCUCUAAUGGUAACGCCCUCUCUAAUGGUAACGCCCUCUCUAAUGGUAACGCCCUCUCUAAUGGUAACGCCCUCUCUAAUGGUAACGCCCUCUCUAAUGGUAACGCCCUCCCUAAUGGUAACGCCCUCUCUAAUGGUAACGGCCUUUCUAAUGGUAACGCCAUCUCUAAUGGUAACGCUUUCUCUAAUGGUGACGCCCUCUUUAAUGGUAACGCCAUCUCUAAAAGUAACGCCCUCUCUAAUAGUAACGCCCUCUCUAAUAGUAACGCCCUCUCUAAUGGUGACGCCUCUCUAAUGGUGACGCCCUCUCUAGUGGUAACGCCCUCUCUAAUGGUAACGCCCUCUCUAAUGGUAACGCCCUCUCUAAUGGUAACGGCCUCUCUAAUGGUAACCGCCCUCUUUAAUGGUAACGCCCUCUUUAAUGGUAACGCCCUCUCUAAUGGUAACGCCCUCUCUAAUGGUAACGCCCUCUCUAAUGGUAACGCCCUCUCUAAUGGUAACGCCCUCUCUAAUGGUAACGACCUCUCUAAUGGUGACGCCCUCUCUAAUGGUAACGCCCUCUCUAAUGGUAAUGCCCUUUCUAAUGGUAACGCCCUCUCUAAUGGUAACGCCCUCUCUAAUGGUUACGCCCUCUCUAAUGGUAACGCCCUCUCUAAUGGUAACGCCCUCUCUAAUGGUAACGCCCUCUCUAAUGGUAACACCCUCUCUAAUGAUAACGCCCUCUUUAAUGGUAACGCCCUCUCUAAUGGUAACGCCCUCUCUAAUGGUAACGCCCUCUUUAAUGGUAACGCCCUCUCUAAUGGUAACGCCCUCUCUAAUGGUAACGCCCUCUCUAAUGGUAACGCCCUCUCUAAUGGUGACGCCCUCUCUAAUGGUAACACCCUCUCUAAUGGUAGCGCCCUCUCUAAUGGUAAUGCCCUUUCUAAUGGUAACGCCCUCUCUAAUGGUAACGCCCUCUCUAAUGGUAACGCCCUCUCUAAUGGUAGCGCAAUUUCUAAUGGUAACGCCCCCUCUAAUGGUAUCGCCCUCUCUAAUGGUAACGCCCUCUCUAAUGGUAACGCCCUCUUUAAUGGUAACGCCUUCUCUAAUGGUAACGCCCUCUCUAAUGGUAACGGCCUCUCUAAUGGUAACGCUCUCUCUAAUGGUAACGCCCUCUCUAAUGGUAACGCCCUCUCCAAUGGUUACGCCCUUUCUCAUGGUAACGCCCUCUCUAAUAGUAACGCCCUCUCUAAUGGUAACGCCUUCUCUCAUGGUAGCGCCCUCUCUAAUGGUAGCGCCCUCUUUAAUGGUAACGCCCUCUUUAAUGGUAACGCCCUCUCUAAUGGUAACGCCCUCUCUAAUGGUAACGCCCUCUCUAAUGGUAACGCCCUCUCUAAUGGUAACGCCCUCUCUAAUGGUAACGCAAUUUCUAAUGGUAACGCCCUCUCUAAUGGUUACGCCCUCUCUAAUGGUAACGCCCUCUCUAAUGGUAACGCCCUCUCUAAUGGUAACACCCUCUCUAAUGAUAACGCCCUCUUUAAUGGUAACGCCCUCUCUAAUGGUAACGCCCUCUCUAAUGGUAACGCCCUCUCUAAUGGUAACGCCCUCUCUAAUGCGCCCUCUCUAAUGCGCCCUCUCUCUAAUGGUAGCGCCCUCUCUAAUAGUAGCGCCCUCUCUAAUGGUAGCGCCAUCUCUAAUGGUAACGCCCUCUCUAAUGGUAACGCCCUCUCUAAUCGUAACGCCCUCUCUAAUGGUAACGCCCUCUCUAAUGAUAACGCCCUCUCUAAUGGUAACGCCCUCUCUAAUGGUAACGCCCUCUCUAAUGGUAACGCCCUCUCUAAUGGUAACGCCCUCUCUAAUGGUAACGCCCUCUCUAAUGGUAACGCCCUCCCUAAUGGUAACGCCCUCUCUAAUGGUAACGGCCUUUCUAAUGGUAACGCCAUCUCUAAUGGUAACGCUUUCUCUAAUGGUGACGCCCUCUUUAAUGGUAACGCCAUCUCUAAAAGUAACGCCCUCUCUAAUAGUAACGCCCUCUCUAAUAGUAACGCCCUCUCUAAUGGUGACGCCUCUCUAAUGGUGACGCCCUCUCUAGUGGUAACGCCCUCUCUAAUGGUAACGCCCUCUCUAAUGGUAACGCCCUCUCUAAUGGUCACGGCCUCUCUAAUGGUAACCGCCCUCUUUAAUGGUAACGCCCUCUUUAAUGGUAACGCCCUCUCUAAUGGUAACGCCCUCUCUAAUGGUAACGCCCUCUCUAAUGGUAACGCCCUCUCUAAUGGUAACGCCCUCUCUAAUGGUAACGCCCUCUCUAAUGGUGACGCCCUCUCUAAUGGUAACACCCUCUCUAAUGGUAACGCCCUCUCUAAUGGUAAUGCCCUUUCUAAUGGUAACGCCCUCUCUAAUGGUAACGCCCUCUCUAAUGGUUACGCCCUCUCUAAUGGUAACGCCCUCUCUAAUGGUAACGCCCUCUCUAAUGGUAACGCCCUCUCUAAUGGUAACACCCUCUCUAAUGAUAACGCCCUCUUUAAUGGUAACGCCCUCUCUAAUGGUAACGCCCUCUCUAAUGGUAACGCCCUCUUUAAUGGUAACGCCCUCUCUAAUGGUAACGCCCUCUCUAAUGGUAACGCCCUCUCUAAUGGUAACGCCCUCUCUAAUGGUGACGCCCUCUCUAAUGGUAACACCCUCUCUAAUGGUAGCGCCCUCUCUAAUGGUAAUGCCCUUUCUAAUGGUAACGCCCUCUCUAAUGGUAACGCCCUCUCUAAUGGUAACGCCCUCUCUAAUGGUAACGCAAUUUCUAAUGGUAACGCCCCCUCUAAUGGUAUCGCCCUCUCUAAUGGUAACGCCCUCUCUAAUGGUAACGCCCUCUUUAAUGGUAACGCCUUCUCUAAUGGUAACGCCCUCUCUAAUGGUAACGACCUCUCUAAUGGUAACGCUCUCUCUAAUGGUAACGCCCUCUCUAAUGGUAACGCCCUCUCCAAUGGUUACGCCCUUUCUCAUGGUAACGCCCUCUCUAAUAGUAACGCCCUCUCUAAUGGUAACGCCUUCUCUCAUGGUAGCGCCCUCUCUAAUGGUAGCGCCCUCUUUAAUGGUAACGCCCUCUUUAAUGGUAACGCCCUCUCUAAUGGUAACGCCCUCUCUAAUGGUAACGCCCUCUCUAAUGGUAACGCCCUCUCUAAUGGUAACGCCCUCUCUAAUGGUAACGCAAUUUCUAAUGGUAACGCCCUCUCUAAUGGUUACGCCCUCUCUAAUGGUAACGCCCUCUCUAAUGGUAACGCCCUCUCUAAUGGUAACGCCCUCUCUAAUGGUAACACCCUCUCUAAUGAUAACGCCCUCUUUAAUGGUAACGCCCUCUCUAAUGGUAACGCCCUCUCUAAUGGUAACGCCCUCUUUAAUGGUAACGCCCUCUCUAAUGGUAACGCCCUCUCUAAUGGUAACGCCCUCUCUAAUGGUAACGCCCUCUCUAAUGGUGACGCCCUCUCUAAUGGUAACACCCUCUCUAAUGGUAGCGCCCUCUCUAAUGGUAAUGCCCUUUCUAAUGGUAACGCCCUCUCUAAUGGUAACGCCCUCUCUAAUGGUAACGCCCUCUCUAAUGGUAACGCAAUUUCUAAUGGUAACGCCCCCUCUAAUGGUAUCGCCCUCUCUAAUGGUAACGCCCUCUCUAAUGGUAACGCCCUCUUUAAUGGUAACGCCUUCUCUUAUGGUAACGCCCUCUCUAAUGGUAACGCCCUCUCUAAUGGUAACGCCCUCUCUAAUGGUAACGCAAUCUCUAAUGGUAACGCCCUCUCUAAUGGUAACGCCCCCUCUAAUGGUAACGCCCUCUCUAGUGGUAACGCCCUCUUUAAUGGUAACGCCCUCUCUAAUGGUAACGCCCUCUCUAAUGGUAACGCCCACUUUAAUGGUAACGCCCUCUCUAAUGGUAACGCCCUCUCUAAUGGUAACGCCUCUCUAAUGGUGACGCCCUCUCUUAUGGUGACGCCCUCUCUAAUGGUAACGCCCUCUCUAAUGGUGACGCCCUCUCUAAUGCGCCCUCUCUAA